This is a messenger RNA of Exophiala xenobiotica, 1827 nucleotides long. RefSeq lists its product as uncharacterized. The record is from RefSeq and is a predicted model, not a curated record. The coding region runs from base 1 to 1827 and encodes 608 amino acids. The transcript has 2 exons. Lineage: Eukaryota; Fungi; Ascomycota; Eurotiomycetes; Chaetothyriales; Herpotrichiellaceae. Gene Ontology annotation, molecular function: flavin adenine dinucleotide binding; oxidoreductase activity, acting on CH-OH group of donors.
AUGGCCUACACGCUGGCUUGCCGUUGGAUCGUAUGGUUUGCACUCCUAGUAGUACUCAUCUCACCAGCGUCCACCGAGCUGCUGGACGACGAGCAACUCACGCAGGUCAACAACACACACUUCGACUACAUCAUCUUGGGUGGAGGAACAGCAGGCCUUGUCGUGGCCUCGAGACUGUCCGAAGACCCCAACAUCACUGUCGCAGUCAUUGAAGCCGGAAACUUCGAAAACAACAACCCAAACGUAACGAACGCCACUGGCCUAGGCCUAGCCAAGAACACGCGCGUCGACUGGCAGUACGAAAGCGUGCCUCAGGUUUUCGGAGGAAACCAGAGUCUGAUAUGGAGUGCUGGCAAAGGACUGGGCGGCUCUAGUCUGAUCAAUGGCAUGACCUACAUCCGCCCUUCCAAGUCUCAGAUGGAUCUCUGGGCUUCCCUUGGCCUGGAAUUAGAUUGGAACAGGUAUUUCACCGCCUCGAAGAAAGGAGAGCACUUCCGACCUCCAACGUCCAAUCUCACCGUGGUGGGCGCCGCAUAUCAAAACUCGUCUCACGGAUAUGCUGGUCCACUCGACACAUGCAUCAACCCUCACAUCAUCGGCGGCGACAUCCACGACAUUUUCAACAGCACGUUCAAGAAACUGGGGAUCCCACCUAGGAGCGAUUUCUGCGGUGGCGAGCUCAGGGGCUUCGGCAUCCAAGAUGUCACGGUGGACCAGCUUGCCGACGUUCGAGAGGAUGCUGCUCGGGCCUACUACUACCCCUUCAUGAACCGCAAGAACUUGGUCGUCAUGGUCAACACGACGGCCACUCGUAUUCGGUGGUCACCACAAGACAGUCCGAACGGAAACGCCAUGGCCUCCGCUGCCGAAGUCAGCCAUCAGAACGGACAGAUCUCGACCAUCUAUGCCGACCGAGAAAUCAUCCUCUCAGCAGGUGCGAUCAGAAGCCCGGCGAUAUUGGAGCACUCUGGCGUCGGUAACCCAGGCAUCCUGUCCCGGCAGUCGAUCGAUGUCAGGGUCCGCCUUCCAUCGGUGGGCGAGAAUUUCCAAGAUCAAACCGUCAUCACCGUCUUGGCCAGCACUGUGCAAGAGAGUCCUCCCGGGUUUCCGCCCUUCGUCGCACAUGCAUCGCUACAGGAUCUCUUUGGCACAAACACCGCCUCCGUCUACAAUGCAACUCUCGCCAAGCUGCCAGAGUAUGCAGAAGCAAUCUCUGCGCACAACGGGGGCGCAAGUAACCCCAGCGUCCAGCAGCACCUUCUCAAAAGUCAACUGGACCUGCUCUUCGACUCGAAAAUGCCUGCCUCGGAAAUCGCGCCCAUAGCACUCGGUAAGGCCAUUGGAUGCGUGUUCUGGCCUCUCCAGCCGUUCAGCAGAGGAAGUGUGCACAUCAACAGCACAGAUCGGACCGCGCAGCCGGCCAUCGAUGCCAAAUUCUUCCAAGUCGACUUCGACGGCCAGCUCUCCGUCGCCACGGCGAGAUUUGUCCGCAAGUUCCUCACGACCGCGCCGUUGUCGGACAUGGUCAACGCGUCGUCCCUGGUUCCCGGGUUCGCACUUGUACCAGAAGACGCGACCGACGCUCAGUGGCUGGAUUGGAUCAAGACCACGUCGCAAUACCAGCCCAAUUACCACCACCUGGGCACAUGCGCGAUGUUGCCACAGAGCAUGGGUGGCGUGGUCGACAAUGACUUUAGAGUGUACGGAACGGAGAAUGUGCGUGUUGUGGAUUUGAGUGUCGUGCCGCUGCAGGUUGCAGGACAUUCGACGGCUCUUCUUUAUGGCAUUGCGGAGUGGGCCUCGCGGAAGAUAAGACCGCAGACGUGA